GCCGUAGUCCGGACUGACGGGACAAACAUACUCUGUGGCGAAACCGGGAAAUCGGACAUGUUACGCUAUUCCAAAUUCAAAUCGUAGUGACAUUUGUUUUUGAGGGAAUUUCAAAAGAGGUGGCAGUGCUGUUUUUUUUUAUUAUGAAAAGUUGAGUUCCGAAAAAAUGGAAGUGAUAAGAUACAAAUACGUCUUCGUCAUAAUAACCAUCUUAUUCGACCGUGUUUGCACUGAAGAAACUCAUGACAACUCACUUCCGGAACAUGACAUGGCUACUUGUCCAUUCUCUAAAAUCAUUGAAGACAUUUUCAAAGUAAAAAACACUAGUAAAAGUGGACUAUUCGUCAAAGACGCUGAAAGAGCUAAGAUAUUCCUUAAUUCUAUAGCUAAUUUCACUGACAGUGAGAAAAACGGUAACAUAACUAAUCAAGAUGAUUUAGUUAACAAAAUUAUCGAUUCAAUUAAUACAAUAAAAUAUAAUAUUAGUAAUAGUAAGAAUGGAGAAACCGAUGAGGCUAUUAUUCUAAAUGUUUCUAAAAAGAAUUCAAACAAUAUUACAAGUGAGAACCUUACACAAAAAGUACAUGAUAAUGUUACAACCACAGUACAAAUCAAAAGUGGCAUAGAGGAAAGGAAAGACGCAACUAAAUUUAAUGUUACAAAUAAAAUUAAAACUACAAAAAGACCAAUUAUAAAACCUAAUCCUACGACUGAAAAGGUGAAUUAUGUGGAAAUAUUAACAAUUGAGCCAAAUAAUACGAGUACAACAAAUAACACUUCAUCACAUAACAUCAUUGAUGUUUUGAAGCAACUCAUGCCUAUGUUUAAUAGUACUUUAACAAAAGAACUGCAUAAUAUUACAAUCAUCGAAAGAAAUCAUCUUAAGAAUCAUUCUUUCACUGCUACUAAAAACGUAUCCACAAUAAUUGUAACUUACUGUGAUAAGGAGAAUUUGACUAGAGCUAAUGUUUCAAUUAAUAAUGACUCUAUAAAGGAAACCGACUUGAAAGUGGAUGGAAACGACUAUGAUUACUAUAAUGCUGAAAGUACAAAUGAUGAUGAUGAUAUCAACUACUAUGAUGAUGAUAAACCUGAUGCCAAUUUGACAAGAGGCGAGAAGAAGGACAUUUUAGAAGCAGCGGAGUACGGCAUGCAGAAAAUGCAUGAACUGUACAGCAUAUUGGAGCCGAAGCUAUAUUCAAUGGGUCUGUGGCUAGACGAGACCAACCCGGCCAGAUACGUGGCAGCCUUCAACGCGCCCUCAGAGGAUGCUGACAGAUUCUCCCGCUACGGGUACGCCACCCUGCAGGCUGCCACCAGGCUGAAGCAGCUUUCCAACACAGACAAUGAGGAAGGUCUGGAGGGCCGCACGGAGGAGGCGCAGUUUCCGAGCGCGAGCGCACUGCGCCAGUCGCCGCUCAUGCAGCACUGCCCUCUGCGGGGGGCCCCCAAGUGCCCCCCGGCCUCUAAGAGGUACCGGACCCACGAUGGAACAUGCAAUAACCUGAACCGCCCUCGGUGGGGGUCGACCAUGACGCCCGUCCAGCGAUUCCUCUCCCCCUCCUACUCCGAUGGUCUCCAAGCCCCCAGGAUCUCGGUCUUCGGGUCCAAGCUCCCAUCAGCUCGGGAGAUCAGCGCCCUGGUCCACGCCAGCGAGAACGUGGAAAGUCCUAGUAUUACCCACCUUUUAAUGCAAUGGGGACAGUUCUUAGACCACGAUAUCACCUCGUCUUCACAGUCGAGAGGGUUCAAUGGAUCGGUUCCGAGGUGCUGCAAGGACGGUGGAAGGGACUUUGUGCCCAAGGAGUUGAUGCAUCCAGAAUGCUUCCCCAUAUCAGUGCCAGCGUCAGACCCGUUCUACGGCCCCCGCGGGGUGCGGUGCCUGGACUUCGUGCGAUCAUCGCCGGCUCCUAGGGACGACUGCGCCCUUGGUUGGCGAGAGCAACUGAACCAAGUGUCCGCAUACAUCGAUGGGUCACCUCUCUACGCCAGCUCAGCUAGACAGUCAGACAAACUCAGGCUCUUCAGGAAUGGAAUGCUUCAAUACGGUCGAGUGCAGCAACGAAGACCGCUGUUACCACCAGAGAGGAAAGACGAGCUUUGCCGGGGAGGAGCCGUGUCCACCGACUGCUUCAAGUCCGGAGACGCCAGGGUCAACGAGCACCCGGGGCUGGUGGCUGCUCACAUCGUCUGGUUAAGGCAGCACAAUAGGAUGGCUCAAGAACUAGCUCACCUAAACCCCCACUGGAGCGACGAAAAAAUAUACCAAGAAACCCGUAAAAUCGUCGGCGCAAUGGUCCAACACAUCACGUAUAGAGAAUUCCUGCCAAUAGUACUAGGUACCGAAGUGAUGCGCCUGUUUGAGCUGGAGCCACUGAAGAAGGGGUACUUCAAGAACUACAACCCUAAGAUAAAUCCCAGUCCUGCCAGCUCCUUCGGAUCCGCUGCGUUCAGGUUCGGCCACAGCCUCGUGCAGGGCACUAUGGUGCGGUUCGACCGGUUCCAUAGACCUCUCAAUAAUAAUGUAUCCCUCCACAGCGAGCUGACAAACCCAUCAAAUAUCUGGAGCAUGGGAGCUGUGGACAGACUCCUUUUCGGCAUGGUAAACCAGCCAAUCCAAAAGCGGGACGAGUUCAUCACUGCGGAACUGACCAAUCACCUGUUCCAAACCCCACAAUUUGAUUUCGGUAUGGACUUAGCUGCUAUCAAUAUUCAAAGAGGAAGAGACCAUGGGGUACCCUCGUACACCGCUUGGAGAGAGCCGUGUGGGCUGUCAGCGAUUACGGAAUUUGAAGAUCUUUUCAGGGUAAUGCCCGUAAGAGCUGCAAGAAGAAUAAAAACUUUAUACAGACACGUUGAUGAUAUUGAUCUGUUCACCGGGGGAAUGGCUGAAAGACCUGUAGUCGGUGGGCUAGUUGGACCUACUUUCGCUUGUAUAAUAGCUCAGCAGUUCUCUAACCUCCGCAAAGGCGAUCGAUUCUGGUAUGAAAAUGGUGGAUUUGAUUCUUCAUUUACACCAGCACAAUUACAACAGAUUCGCCGAAUUUCUUUCGCCCAAGUUCUUUGUCGUACACUAGAUACAAUCGAAAGCAUCCAGCCGUUUGUUUUUCUGUCACACGACAACCCCGACAAUGAAAGAAUUUCGUGCCAAAACGGACUACUCAAUAACUUUGACUUAUCACCCUGGGUGGAAAUACACUCUGACUCAAACAACGACAUAAGUAAAUCGGACGACUUUAAGACUAGUACUGAAAAACCUAAGAAAACUAAACCUACGACAACUGUAAGACCCACGACUAAAAAGCCUCAAAAGAUAGCAACUGCUGCGUCGAACAUAAUAAAUGAGAAGAAACCAAAACCAGCAAAUGUUAAUAAAACUCAAAACACAAAACCAAAGCCUACUAACACGACUGCAAAGGACAAAGACAAUUUGACUAACAAGAACGUGACUGCUGCUAUUAACAAACUAAACAUGACUACCAAAAUUGACGAUAAACUUGACUUUAAGAACAAAAGCCGACGCUACGAAAACAGUGACAAACAUGACACACGACGUAAUGACAAACCAGAAAAGACUUACGACUACGACUAUGACGAGGAAGAUGACUCUGACGUACAACAUGUGCAAUCAGUAGUUGUUAACAACUUGCCACACAAAAGACCCUACCACAGGCCUGUUAUAACUGUAACUGAAAACGUUAACAAAUACACAUACCUCAUCAACUAUGUACCUAGAGCGACGGAAUCAUGGCGAAAGACCACUAGAAGACCACAAUAUGACGGAGACGUAGUUAAAGUGACUUACCAGACUUACGACGACACAUAUCGACGUCCAAAUAAACCGCACUACUACAAUAACCGCGACAAAAACACUAAUAACAAUGACUAUGACUACUACAGAAAUAACAGACCAACACACACUACUAACAGGGAAAAUGUACAUUCUUCUGCUAGGUCUAACGACGACGAUAUCCUGACUACGACUAAAACUAAACCGACUAACGACAAACCUGACAAAAACGUUGACCAAAUAUCUACUUCGACUGACAAUUUAUACAAACUUGUGACUUUUGGGUAUGUAGGAACGUACAAAGGAGACAUGACCAAUGACAAAUUAACACUUAAAGACAAAACAGAGACCGACAAGAAACCAGGCGUGAUUAGCAAAGACUUCUCGACUUACGAAACUAAAAGAUUUGACAAUGACGACGGACAUAAUAGCGACACAAAACUAUCGACAUUCUUCCUUUACGAGACAGCAACUAGGCCAUACGGCAACUUACAUAGACCGACUAGAAGACACGACGACUCCCAAAACUCGCAUGGAAACACUGACAAAUAUUACUAUAUCAGAAACGUGCUGCAUAAAUACAGUGACGCUGAAACUCCAGCAACUGACAAGACUGUAGAAGUGACUAAAGAUAUUUUGAGAGAGAAUUACAACAACCCUGGUUUGCCGAGUAAUGAUGACGUUGAGGAAAGAUCUUCACCGAAUAAGAUGGCUUUACUGGAUGAGAUCGAGUCAAAGGCAGCCAGUCCGGCAAAACAGAAGACCAAGACAAAAAAGCCUGCAGACAGUGCGAAAACCCCUUCAGUAGCUUUCCAAGUCAUACCUAGUGAAAAUAGUCCAUCCAACUGGGCCGUGUAUGAAGAAAACGCUGAAAUUCCUGAGGAGCUUCCAAACCGCAUGCCCUCCAUCAAAGUGGACCCGUACUCGUUAAAGGAGAUCCCCAGACCCUUAGAUCUGAACCUGAUGAGACGGCGACGACCUGGAAAAUUUUGAUAGCAAAUUAAGAUUAGAUAAUAUAAUUGAUCAAAGGUGCAGAUAAAAUGAUAGUUAGAAAGUAUACGUAUUGGGCAAUUGGUAUUAGAAAAGAUAAAUUGUUACAUAAUUUGCCUGAUGGUCAUAAAACUUACAGAACCGACUGAACUUUAUAGAGACAAAAACUUUUUGAUAACUUUUAACAAAGACUAAUUGCAUUUAUAAUAGUACAACACAAUAAGUACCAAUAAUUGGACAUUUGGACGUAGAAAAAUUUAGGGUAAUUAAAAAAACAUAAUGACUUGAAAACAACGUGACUUAACUUACAUAUGACGCAAGGACGUGACUUUUUUGACUGAAGUAUGACGACUUGAAACUGACUGUGACAGACUUAAAAGGAAUUCCUACUUAUGAUUAGAGAUGUGCCGCUGAGAAAGUUCUCGUUCCCGGCAAUAUUCCCAGUGAGAAUAUUCUCGAGAACCGAGAACGCUCCCGGGAAUAUUCUCAGUGUUCUCGAUAGCAUACAUUUAGUUUUAAUUUUAAUAUUGUUGUUUAUAUGUGAUAUUAUUUGUAAUGUUUCGAAACUGGGCGUUAAGACUAGUCAUUAUAAACAAUGCAUGACACGUGUGAGUGAGAUAUUGCUGUCUUGCUCACUCUUUUCGUGGCGAACGCGUACCGCGGCUUUAGGACUCGGCUACGGUAUUUGAACAUCAGUGUGCCUCUGAGUUUUAAGGCCCUUGCCACCCCAGCGGAUUGCAAGCGGAUUCAAAGCGGAUUUAAAGCGGAUUCAAAGCGGAUUUAAAGUGGAUUCAAAGCGGAUUUAAAGCGGAGCGGCAACCCAACGGAGACGCCGCGUAAAAAUAUCGUGAAGCUUCCCGAAGGCUGCCCAGCCGAGCUGGAUUCGAUGAUUGAUCUUUUUUCGAAGUUGAACCUACCUAACUGGACUGUUUGUCCCAGGUAUACAUUAUUGUCAACAACUUCGAGUGUAGAGUCUCCAGCUUUUAGAGGAUUGGGUGCAACACGGUCUUUAGACAUGAUUUUUAAAUCUUGUCCAUGUUCAUUUUGAGACCCACUCGUUUAGAGACUCUAAUGAGGCCUUCGAGCAUUGUGCCUAAAUCGUCCACGAUCUCGGCCAUGACUACGAUAUCGUCUGUUAUCUGGGCGAUGUGCUUGCCGUUGAUAUUUAUGCUGAAUCCGCUCUAGCCCAGAAGCUUAAAAACAUCUUCAAGGGCGAUGGUGAUGACGUCUCCCUGUCUCACUGCAACGCGCUGCAACUGGAUAGGUUUCGGGUCCUGAUCUUGAAACGGACUGUCACUGAGGCGUAUUUGUACAAGACUUUCAACACUUUAAUGUAUCGAUAGUCAAUUUGGCACAGUUGGAGAGACUGCAGCACUGCCCAUGUUUCGCACUCGAAGGCUUUCUCAUAGUUCACAAAUGCAAAGCGGCUGAUUAUACUCCUUGAUCUUCCGUAUAAUCUGCCGUAGCGUAUAUUAUUAUGGUCUAUGGUACUAAAGCCUUUUCGGAAACCGGCUUGUUCGGGGGGCCGAAAGUCGUCGAGCCUGCUAGCGUGACAAUUCGUAAUGACUAUCGAAAACAGCUUGUAGAUAUGGCUCCGAAGCGAAAUGGGUCUAUAAUUCUUCAACAAGGUCUUGUCGCCUUUUUUGAAGAUGAGUAUCACCAAUUCACCAUACUUCUUUGCCGUGCCGUAUGUGUUAUUCCCUUGAGGAUGACGGAAUCGAGCAGCUUCUGAAAAGCCUUUAGUACCGGCGUUCCGCCUGCUUUCAGAAGCUGAUCACGGUGCCUUGUUGUUUUUCAGCUGUUUGAGAACCAUUCUAAUCUCUUACAGAAGAUCAAUCUAGCUAGCACGUAUUUUAUAUAAAAAUGUGUCAAAUGAUCCGUCAGACAGGCUAUCCACAACUUAUCCAGAAGUGGCGAAACAGGCCCUUACUAAGCGAUUGUGAAAUAUGCCCUUAAUGUCAAAUAAGAAUAAUUUAAAAAACUAAAAACACGCUUUUAAUUACUAACAGCACCAAAAGGCCAAAAAUCAUCAGGACCCUGGACAUCAUCUAGCAUUAGAGUGCUCAAAAAGACAAAUUCAACGAACCCAACUCGAUGAGUUUCCGCAGUUUCGUUUAGGAGUUCCUAUGGCCACCUCCUGACUCCAUCAUUAGGACCCUGGACAUUAUCUAGCACUUAAAGAUCUCGAAAAGACAAAUCCAAUGAACCCAAACUCGAUGGAUUCCGCCGUUUCGUUUAGGAAUUCCUUUGGCCACCUACCAGUCCCUUCAUCAGACCAGCUGGUACCACAAUAUUGUAUUGUCAUCUUAUCUACAUAAUAUAAUUGUCAAGUUUCAUGAUGAUACAAGACUUAGAAGUGCUUGUAAUUCAGAUUCUAAGAUUCCAUUACAUAGUUAGUUACAUACACGACGACCUAAUAAAAGCGUGUUAAAAACGAAAAAAUGGACAGUUACAAUAUUUAAUUACGUGUUAAAAGAAAUUUCUGUCAUCGUACAUAUCAUUAAAACGCCAUUUCACGACGAAAAAAAUAAAAUAUAAUAAACGUGCAGUUGCCGAGAAUAUUGCCGAGAAAGUUCCCGAGAAUAUUCUCGGGAACACUGGGAAUAUAGCCUUUCACUGCAAAUAGAGUGUAUUGUUUAAUAUACACUUAUCUGUCGACUUAAUUUAAUGCUAUUUUACUUAUGAAAGUUUGUUUAUUUCCAUUUGAAAAACAUGAUUCUCAACCUUUCUCACUUAGGAGAACGCUCCCGGGAGCGCUCCCGAGAAUAUUCUCAGUAGGGAGAGCGUUCUCGGGAACGGCACAUCAAUACUUAUGAUUAUGACUUUCAUUCGCAACUCGACUAGAUACAGACAUAAUUAGACUUUUAAUACACCAAAAAACAGUAGCCUAUGGUUGACACAACAAAUAACUGACGACAAUUAAACCAUGACAGUACAAAUUACGAUUUAAGCAAUAUUGUGAUUUGAUUACGACUAAAAUCAAAUGUGAAUAUGUGAACUUACAAUCCAUUGUUUGGUUAUACAUUCACCAAUACUACAUCAUUAGACAUCGACGCCGACCUGUUUACAGAUUGACUUUAUUGACUGACUGAACAGUUUGACUAUAAUUACUGACUGAUACUCGAAAAUAACUGUAUAAUUUAGGAACCUGUAUCUGAUGCAUGUUGGCAAUUGCAUUGUUUACACUAUACCUACUACUCGUACGUAUAUGACUGAUGGAUAUGACAUUCGUUGUACCUUUAAACUACUUAUUGAUAGACUGACACAAACUUUUGACAUUGGAAUGAUGCUUAUGACAUUGACUAUACAUAUCGUCAAAUAAAGCUUGACUAAAGUAGCUACAUAAUGAAAGACUGACACAAACUUUUGACAUUGACUCUACUACUACUAUUUAAACAGUAACUAGACACUUCUGAUAAUGACUGUACACAAGUUAAUGACUGACACUCAACUUUAUGAAUAGGUGUGUCUGUAGGUAGACAAUUAUUGUAACAGUCGUGAUUCUCGUGAUCGUGAUCAUUUUUGUAAUCGCUACAAUACUACCUACCUACAUAUUUUAUUUAAUAUUCAUAAAAUUUUAUUGCUCAAGAUUUUUACAUUGCAGCGGCUCUGGAUUAAAUUUUAAUAAUGACUAGAAUUUGACUACCGAUACAAACAUUGUGUCGUACUUACAGAUUUCUUUGAGACUGAUUGAAUGAUUUUAGAAAAGUUAACUUUAUGACCACAUUGAUAUUAAAUAGGCUACAUAAUCAUAUUUAGACCUUAUAGACAAGACUUUAACCCUUAAUUUGACUUUGUCCGGUAGGGCGGACACUAACUUUAGAAACCAAGUAGGGGGUGUUGUAAAUGUUAUUUUUAUUUUAUUCUACAAUAUUAUUGUUUUAUAACCUCUGAAAAAGUUUGUAGAAAGUUAACUUUGACGUUCGCAACACUGUAUCUGUCAGUCGCGAACAAAAUGUCAGCGAAGAGAUAGUCAUCUGUUUUCGAUAAGGUAAAUUAUUAUUUAUUUCAGUGUUUUGCUGUUAAAAGCUCAUUGUUUUUGCAAUUUGUUUAACAAUAAUACGUGUAUGAUAAUGUUUAGCUGAAAUUCAUAACAUUUUAUACAUGUUUUGGUGUUUUUUUACUCGCUUGAUCUCUUUGUCCGGCACAGCGGACAUUGUCAAUUACUCACUGAUAUUCAUAAAACAACUUUGUCCGCUGUGGCGGACAUAGUCAAAUUUAGUUUGUUUUGCGGUUAUGGGUGUUUUCUUAUGUUUUUUUUUGUUUUUCAUUUGUCUGAGGCAUGCGCGUGCUUCAAGAAUAUUGGCUUUAGUCCCUAGAACCCGCUUUCUCAGACGCAAGUGAGAAAUCUGAUACCGAUUUUGAAAUGCUUGAUAAUAAUGUGCUUCUACUAACUCAAACUAUUUUCACCUGCACCCUCUAUCGAAAUGAUAAUGAUAUGAUCUCUCUCUAAUAUAAAUAUUAGCUUUAGCUUCUCUUAUAACGUUGCAGGUAUUGUCAAAAAAAAACAGUGGUGUUCUACAUAAAGUUUCAAACGCGCCUUUGCUUUGUGAUGGGCAAAAAUGCAAGAAACUGUUUUUAGAUUUCCAUACCAAAUGAUUGUUUUUUGUGUUCGUUUUUAAUGUUACGCUUAAUUACUUACUUAAUUUUUCUUGCCAAAACACCAAUUUCCAAGGUGUUUUAUUCUCAAUACUAUAAAAAUUCUUAAUAAAAUUAGUUUAUAACGAAGUUUUUUUAUUUAUCCCCUAUUUGCCAAUGUCCGCCACGGCGAACAUUCAAAUCUACUCGUUAUUUAUGACGUCUUUGGCAGUGUCCGCUGUGACGGACACGAAUUUUCCCAACUCUGGGAAAUGCAGGAUUUUUUUUCAUAUUUUUUUAAAAGUUCUUAGCAUACCCUUGAUGCCUUACAUUCAUCAAACUCAUGUAUUUCAAUUUUUUAUGUCGUUGCCAAAUGAAGGGUUAACUUUAAUAUGUGACUUAUAAGAACAGACUAAAUCAGAUAAAGACAAGAAUAACUGACUGACCACUACUGAAAAGACUUAUUAUGCUCCUAAAUAACAUUAACAACGAUCUCUAUUUACUAGCUAGAAUAAGUUAAAUCAUUG
Molecule: messenger RNA, 9885 nt
Organism: Ostrinia nubilalis (European corn borer)
Lineage: Eukaryota; Metazoa; Arthropoda; Insecta; Lepidoptera; Crambidae
Exons: 13
Coding region: 167-4783 (1538 amino acids)
Biological process (GO): response to oxidative stress
Molecular function (GO): heme binding; peroxidase activity
Source: RefSeq, a predicted model, not a curated record